AUUGGUGGCUUUGGGGCUGUCGUUGAUGUUAAGAGAGCGGGCUAUCUCAAUGGUGCAGAGUUAGUGAUUGGAAUAGAUGGAGUUGGAACUAAAAUUGAGAUAGCUGAUGCUCUGAACGACUAUUCAAGUAUUGGCUACGACGUUGUUGGUAUGUGUGUCAAUGACGUUCUUUGUCACUGUGCUGCUCCGAUCGCAUUCGUGGACUACUACGUUACCGGGCGACUGAACAGAGAACAUGCCAGAGAGGUGGUUGCUUCCAUCACCAAUGCCUGCAUUGAAUCCGACUGCAGUUUAGUUGGUGAGUCUUCACAAAAUAGUUAG
Molecule: messenger RNA, 321 nt
Organism: Ostertagia ostertagi
Lineage: Eukaryota; Metazoa; Nematoda; Chromadorea; Rhabditida; Trichostrongylidae
Source: the annotation of a GenBank genome assembly